Amphimedon queenslandica is the source of this 3636-nucleotide messenger RNA. RefSeq names its product tetratricopeptide repeat protein 28-like. Bases 97 to 3636 code for a protein of 1179 amino acids. NCBI's taxonomy places the organism in Eukaryota, Metazoa, Porifera, Demospongiae, Haplosclerida, Niphatidae. Gene Ontology annotation, molecular function: protein binding. The record is from RefSeq and is a predicted model, not a curated record. The transcript has 2 exons.
UCAGUAAGGAGGAUUGAGAUCCAGUUUUGUCGGGAAGGAAUAAUUACACCUGAGAAAGAAACGGUUCGAUCUGCUGAAGAAAAUAAUAGUAUAAAAAUGGUUGAUCGAGCUUCUAACCAGGAUGACGAAUUCUAUAGAAAUCUAUCUCGUAGGUGUUCCGGAUUGAAAGACGUCCCUAUUGUUUCUUUACGACUGGAGCUUUUAAUUAAUGAAAUUAAUCCGAUGGUGAUACCUGAAAGUGACACCAUGGCUGAUGGAAGUGGAUUAUCAAAUGCGAGAUCAAAUGAAACAAAACCAGAAAUGCUACCAGCUCACGCAAAAACUUCACAUCAGGAUACUAGUACUGUUGGGGCUAAUAAUCGGUGGGUCCUUGACAUCAUUCAAAAUUUGAAGCCCACUAUAUUAGAGCAGUCUUAUCUAGAACGAAGUCUGCUUACAAGUGAUGAACCUAGCCUACCACAUACAAAGCAGGCUCGACAGCAGACUACAUAUGCACCAGAAUUAUCCACUCCAGAGCCAUCUAUUGUUUCACCGAACAAUUUAGAUCAGGAUGAUUGCAACUCAUCUAGUGAUGAAGAGGAUCUAAUGUCCUUUGAAUCAGGUAGUGAUAGAACCGAAACCAAUUUGGUACAGAUAAUUAAGAAACCAAGUUUAACUGAUAGAGCACAUGUGAAUGAAAUGAGGGAUUUAUUUGUUGAAUAUUUGCAAAUACAAGCAUCAAUAGCAGCACCUACGCCGAGACCUGACACAGGAAUGCCUCUAAAUUUGGUAAUCCCCACAGUUUCGGAGGAAUUUUUAGCAACUGAUGAAGAAAGGAUACUUUCUAAAAUUGCAUCUCCGGAAAAAUCAACAGAAGCUGACAAAGUCGCCACUCUCAUUCAAGAUGAAGCUGAUCUGGCAGUUGUAACUUUUAAGUCUUUCCUUCACUCAAUCCAAGAGCAAAACGAUGCUAUGUAUUAUGAAGAAAUGCAGUUAAUGCUGAAAAAGCACAGGCAUUUAGCUAAAACAUGCUAUGAUUCUGCUGUUGCCUUAUUUGGAGAAGGCCUUGCAAGCUUCGUGCUGAAAGAAUAUGAAGAAUCGUUUGAGAAGUUUAGAGAAGCAGAAUUAAUCCUUCAAGAUUGUGUUUGUUUUGAUAAGUCUAUUUCUAAUGAUUUGUCAUUGUGCCUCAUGUACAUGGGAGAUGUAGAGAUCAGUCAAGGUCACUAUAAAUCAGCUCUAGAAUAUUAUGAGAGAGCCAUUGCUUCCCAUCUGCACCAUAGUCCACCAUCACAAUUGGAAGAAAUUUUUAAAUUGGAAAGGACAACCCUUUCUGCUAUGUUAUCAAAGCAUGCUCUAUCUCUUUGUAACAAUGAUUGUGUUGUUGAUUCUGAGGAAAGAUAUAAACAAGCCGUGUCCUAUCCUGACACCACUCCUUCAGAUAUCAUAAUGGCUCAUACUGGUUUAGGUAAUCUCUUACACAGUCUUGGUAGUAAUGAAAAGGCUGCCCCAGAGUAUCUUGCUGCUAUAGACAUUGCUGAAAAGGAAAAGGAUUACCUGUCACUUGCUUGGGCCCAUGGUAACCUUGGCAACACGUACCUGAGCUUAGGAAAGAGGGAAAAAGGUCUUAGCCACCUCCAGACCUCUCUUGAUCUCACCCUUGAGCAUGAUUUUGAUCCUUCCUCUAUUAGUCGUGCUCUCAAUAACCUUGGUACUGCCUAUCAGUCUUUGAAUGAGCUGGACAAAACUGAGAUAUAUUUUGAUCAAGCUCUCUCUCAAGCUAUUUAUGCUAAUGAUGUGGUUGCCCAAGCCAGAGCUUAUGGCAACAUUGGUAAUGUGUACAUGUUGCUCAAGGAUUUCUUGAAGGCUAUUCCACACUACACUGAAGUCCUGAGGCUUAGCAGGGACAGGUCUACUGUAUAUGUUGCUUAUCAUAAUCGUGGUUGUGCUCUGUUUGAGUUAGCUGAGAAGAAGAAAGGUGAGCAAUACCAAUUCACUAAAAGAGGUGAGUUCCAGUUUAUUGCUAUUGGGCCUGAUACAGGAGAUAUGGAUUACAAGCACCAGCCUGAUGAAGAGUUGGAUGGUCAUACUACUGAGUUAUACCAGCAGGCACUCAAAGAUCUCAGAAAAGUCAUCAAAAAUGUUGAAUCAACUCUUUCUCAUUCAAGUUCCAGCACUAUUGGUUUGGAUCUUUAUCUCUCUUUGUUUCACAUCAACGCCAAGACCUUCCAAAGAGCCCAAGACUGUGCCUUUAACCUCAGAGACCAUUACCUCUCACUUACUAUUGCCGAGCAAGUCAGAGCUCGUACACUUGGUGAGCUACUCCUCAAGCGCAAAUCACACCAACUGCCUACCACAUUCAGCACUCCUCUUAAUAUUGAUGCAAUUAAACUUGCAGUUGAAUUACUACCUGACCCUUAUACCCCUGUGGUUGUACUCUCUUACACUGGUACUAGACUACUGGUAUGGGUACUAGUAUUUGAUGGUAAGACAGUGUCAGUUAAUUCCUUUGAGCAGGAACCAGAUGAGGAGCUAUUUGGGAAGCAACUUGAUAUGUAUCUUCGAUAUGAGCUAGCUGAUGACCUCACUGGUAAUAUUGACCUUUAUGGAGAGGAGGAAGAAAGUGGAGAAAAAACAAAAAAACUAGUGAAAAAAGAAAAAGGGGCCAAAAGGAGCGGUCCUGCUAGAAAGAGAAAAAUCCUAUCUGAUCUUUACAAGAUGAUAGCUAAGCCAUUGGAAGCUAUACUCAAAGCAGUUAUACCAGAGCCUAUUCUUCACUCAAGGGGUCCUCACAAGCUGAUCUUAAUCCCUGAUAAUAGCACCAAAAUGAUUCGAUUCAAUGCUCUACUAAACGAAGAAGGAGGAGUUUAUUUUGGCGAUAAACAUACGCUACAGUUUUUUCCUUCUCUCCUUUGUCUGAGUGUAAUGUCACAAGCUCCUCCUACAGUGAUUCGCAUCAAUGGAAACACUACUGGUGGUGUCCUCAUUGUUGGUGAUCCAUCUAUACCAGCUUUCAAGUUUGAAGGAGAAGAUUGGACUCCCGGACCUCUACCUCAUGCCAAGAAGGAGGCACAAUGCGUCGGGCAUCAUAUGAGAACACCACCAUUGCUUGGGGGAGAGCCAACAAAGGUGUUAUCAAAACUGAGCCAAGCAAAGUUGAUUUAUUUAGCUACACAUGGCUCAGCUACUUAUGGGUUUGUUCUAUUAACUGGUCAUUGUUAUGAUAGACAAACAACAUUCACAUCAUCUCUUCGCUAUCAUGAAGAUGAAAAAAAGCUGUUGCUUUAUGCAAGUGAAAUUGAGUCUCUUCGUUUACAGUCUUGCCUUGUAAUACUCAGCUCGUGUGAUUCUGGCCGGGGGAAGUUUAAGGGAGAUGAAAUACAAGGAAUGUCCUGCUCUUUUCUAUUAGCAGGAGCAGCUGCUGUGAUGACAUCAUUAUGGAAGGUCCCCGAUCAAUCUGCAUCCUAUUUCAUGCAGUAUUUCUAUUGUUAUCUUCAUGAUGGUCACACCAGUAGUGGUGAUGUCCUCAUUAUUGGUGAUCCAUCUACACCAGCUUUCAAGUUUGAAGGAGAGGACUGGACUCCUGGGCCUCUACCUCAUGCCAAAGCAUUCAUAUCACUUAAUCUGAAAAUAGAAGAGCUUCAAGUAAUUAAUAUUUAA